Molecule: messenger RNA, 4837 nt
Organism: Oncorhynchus keta (chum salmon)
Lineage: Eukaryota; Metazoa; Chordata; Actinopteri; Salmoniformes; Salmonidae
Product: SH3KBP1-binding protein 1-like
Exons: 18
Coding region: 519-2837 (772 amino acids)
Biological process (GO): protein homooligomerization
Molecular function (GO): protein binding
Source: RefSeq, a predicted model, not a curated record
UGGCGCCGUGGCGAUGACAAUUUGGUUGUUGUCGACUGUCAGACACCACAGUAAGAGGUUCUGCUUUCAGGAAGUUGCAGCAGAAACAAUUAUGUGUCUAACGUUGUCUUUGUCUAAAUACUUAUUGUGAUGGAUUAACUCAAUUAUUUACUUUGUGGGCAAUGCAUGAACAUUCCCACAUUUUAAAAUAUGGCUAAUAUGGCAAGGACCGGAGACAUUAUCCAUUUAAACGUUGGAGGAAAAAGCUUAACGAUCUCUCUGACAGUAACGUUAGCCACUGACUUCACAGUGCGGCUGGAACGUGCAACUCUAGCUAGCUAAGGUUCAGCACCUCCAAACAGACAUUGGCAUGGGUCCCAGACUCCUUUUUCUCAAGUCUUCUAAGUGGGAGGAUCUCAACCUUGAAGGAUGAAACUGGAGCGAUCUUCAUAGAUCGGGACCCAUCUCUCUUUACUCCCAUACUGAGCUUCCUGCGCACCAAAGAGUUGUUUCCCAGGUCCAUAAAUGUGCACCUGCUCAUGCAUGAAGCGGAGUUCUAUGGAAUCACGCCAUUGGUGCGUAAGCUGCAGCUUUGUGACGAGCUGGACCGAUCCUCCUGUGGAAACGUGCUCUUCAAUGGCUAUCUCCCACCUCCAGUGUACCCGGCGAAGCGGCGGAACCGUCAUAGUGUGGCGGGGCCUCAGUAUAUGGGUGGGCGUGCCUUGCCCAUGGAGAGCGCUCCAGUGAGACGCAGCAACACUAUGCCACCCAACCUGGGCAACGCGGGCAUACUGGGUAAAGCAACGGUGGAGGAGAGGAUAAGUGGUGCUCAGCUUGCAGACCCAGGCAUGGUCCGCAUCAUCUGUGGCCACCACAACUGGAUCGCUGUGGCUUAUGCCCAGUUUGUUGUUUGUUACCGAGUGAAGGAGUCUACGGGCUGGCAGCAGGUGUUCACCAGCCCCCGCCUGGACUGGGUGAUUGACGGGGUGGCGCUCAACGCCAAGGUGAUGGGCGGCUCCCUGGGAGACAACGACAAGAUGGUGGCCGUGGCCUCGGGCACAGAGAUCAUCCUCUGGACUAUCUGUCCCGACGGCAACGGCAACGAGAUAGGUGUGUUCAGUCUGAAUGUCCCCGUGGAGGCUCUCUUCUUCGUGGCGAACCAGCUGAUUGCCACCAGCCACACAGGGAAAGUGGGAGUAUGGAAUGCGGUGACCAAACAUUGGCAGAAUCAAGAUGUGGUUCCCAUUAAUAGCUAUGAUACUGCCGGUUCCUUCCUAAUUCUAGGCUGUAACAAUGGGUCCAUAUAUUAUAUAGAUGUUCAGAAGUUUCCGUUGAGGAUGAAGGACAAUGACCUCCUAGUGACAGAGUUGUACCGCGACCCCACGGAGGACGCCAUCACUGCUCUCAGUGUCUACCUCACGCCCAAAACAAUCCCCAAUGUGUCGUCAGGCGACAGCGGCAACUGGAUCGAGAUUGCCUAUGGGACCAGCUCGGGCACGGUGCGGGUCAUAGUGCAGCACCCGGAGACCGUGGGCUCUGGGCCCCAGCUCUUCCAGACCUUCUCAGUCCACCGCAGCCCCGUCACCAAGAUCAUGCUCUCUGAGAAACACCUCAUAUCAGUGUGUGCAGACAACAACCACGUGCGGACCUGGACGGUGACUCGCUUCAGGGGCAUGAUCUCCACCCAGCCAGGCUCCACCCCCCUCACCUCCUUCAAGAUCCUCUCCCUGGAGGACAUCGACGGCCACGGGGGCUGUGCUGCCGGCACUGAGAUAGGUCCGUAUGGCGAGCGAGACGACCAGCAGGUGUUUAUCCAGAGGGUCGUCCCCGACACAGACAGACUGUACGUGCGCCUCUCGUCCAACGGGAAGAGGGUGUGCGAGGUGCGCUCUGUGGACGGCACCUCCAUCACCUCCUUCAUGGUGCACGAGUGCGAGGGGUCCAGCCGCAUCGGCUCCCGUCCCCGCCGCUACCUCUUCAGUGGCCACGCCAACGGUAGCAUCCAGAUGUGGGACCUGACCACCGCCAUGGAGAUCGCAGGGAAAGUGGACAUCAGGGCGCUGGGCGGCCCCACAGAGGAGGAGCUCCUGGAGCUGUUGGACCAGUGUGACCUGGCACUGACCCGUACGCCCGACAUGAGUCCCGCUGCCUCCUUCACCCACUCCUCCACCCCCCGAGCCUCCACCUCCAGUUUGCAGUCCCAGCUGAGUGAGAGCUCCAGGGAGCGCGGGACCAGAGGAGGUGUGAGCAACUCGGGUCCCUUCUCUGGUAGCCUGCCCCGUCAGGCUCCUCCGGUGCCCCUCACCAAACCCCGGGAUAUGAAUCUCUCCAUGGUGGGGUUGGGCCUCCAGCCCCACCACCUGGGUCUGAGCCAGGCUUCCCUCGGCAGCAGUGGCAGCCCCCGGCCCAGCCGCACCGCCCUCCAGGACAGAGACCGGGACGGUGGCAUGGGGUCUCUGCGCAGGGGCAGCUUCGUGGAACGUUGUCAGGAGCUUGCCAAGGUCUCGGACUCUGCAGGAGGGGCUGAGGUGGGCACGCGGCGCAGCCUGGCCGCAUGCUCAGAGUUGGAGGCUAGACUGGGCCUACGGACCCCCGCCUCUUUCUCCAUCCCCCAUGCAGCCUCUCCCGCCUCGUCUUUAUCUUCAUCACUGCGUCGGCCACAGCCCACCUCACCCAGCCCUGCCCCUGCUACAAUCGUUAGUCCAACCCGCUCCCAGACCCCCGUGUCACCUCGUCGAGCUGACACCUCCCCUACUACAGAAGCCCCGCCCCCUGAGGCUGCAGCAGCCACCCCAGAGAGCUCCUCCCCUGUGCCCCCCACCAGUCCUAAACCCCCUAUGAAUGAGACCAGCUUCUGACUGGCUCUGUGAUGUAUGAGUGAGUGGACUAACAAAGGAUGCGUUUGUGUUCCUGAGCAUGUGCGCUUUAGUGACGACACAUAUUGUAAUAUUUAUGGACUUUUCCUUGUUUAGCAUCAAGGAUCCAUAUCAAAUGUCAUUCCUCUGUUUUCAAAAAGGCCAGCUGUGACGUAGGCAAGAUUCGUAUACAAUAUAUACAAAUGGUCAAUGUAUUGGUGAUGCAAAUUAUAACUCCAGCCAUGUAUGAAUGUGUUCUGUUGCAUUUGGUAGAGCAGUGCAUUUUAUUCAAUUACGCUGAACAAAAAUAUUAAUGCUACAUGUAACAAUUUCAGAGAUUUUACUGAGUUACAGUUCAUAUAAGGAAAUCAGUCAUUUAAAAUUAAUUAAUUAGGCCCUAAUCUAUAGAUUUUACAUGGGAAUACAGAUAUGCAUCUGUUGGUUACAGAUACCUCAAAAGAAAGGUAGGGUUGUGGAUCAGAAAACCAGUCAGUAUCUGGUGUGACCAACAUUUUUCUUGUGCAGCAGAACUUCGCAUAGUUGAUCAGGCUGUUGAUUGUGGCCUGUGGAAUGUUGUCCCACUCCUCUUCAAUGGCUGUGGGGAGGAGUUGGUGUUUGCUGGGAACCUGCGUCUGGACCAGGCCCAGUGCAGAGCGGACGGACUCUCUGACCUCUACACCGCCCUGAGACAGCUGACCACCAAGUACCAGCAGAUUGGCAGGAACUGGAACACGCUCUCGUACACAUCGAUCCAGAGCAUCCCAAACAUGCUCAAUGAGUGACAUGUCUGGUGAGUAUGCAGGCCAUGGAAGAACUGGGACAUUUUCAGCUUCCAGGAAUUGUGUACAGAUCCUUGCGAUGUGAGGCUGUGUCAGGAUAGCACGACAAUGGGCCUCAGGUUCUCGUCACUGUAUCGUGUUGCAUCAGUGUAGGCAAGUGGGAGAAAGACAGGCUCAUUGUAAGGGCUGGAAUGGAAUAAAUAGAACCGUAUCAAAUAUAUGGAAACACAUGUUUGACUCAUUUCUAUUCAUUCCAUUUGAGCCAUUACAAUGAGCCUGUCCUCCUAUAGCUCCUCCCACUGUGCAUUCAAAUUACCAUCGAUAAAAUGCAGUUGUGUUCGUUGUUUGUUACUUCUGCCUGCCCAUACCAUAACCCCACCUCCACCCUCCACCAUGGGGCACUCUUCACAACGUUGACAUCAGCAAACUACUAGCCCACACGACACCAUAUAUGCUGUCUGCCAUAGUUGAGACCGGGAUUAAUCUGUGAAGAGCACACUUCUCCAUAGUUCCAGUGGUCAUCAAAGGUGAGCAUUUUCUCACUGAAGUCGGUUACGAUGCCAAACUGCAGUCAGGUCAAGACCCUGGUGAGGAUGAUGAGCACGCAGAUGAGCUUCCAUUAGACGGUUUCUGAUAGUUUAUGCAGAAAUGUAAUUAUUUGGCUGUGCAAACCAUAAGCCGCCUCCAACGUCGUUUCAGAGAAUUUGGCAGUACGUCCAACUGGCCUAACAACGUGUAACAAUGCUAGCCCAUGCCUCCACAUCUUGGUCCUUCAACUGCGUGAUUGUCUGGGACCAGCCACCUGGACAGCUGAUGAAACUGGAUUUGCGCAACCAAAUAAUAACAUUUCCGCACAAACUAUCAACCGUCUCAGGGAAGCUCAUCUGUGUGCUCUUUGUCCUUCACCAGGGUCUUGACCUGACUGCAGUUUGGCAUUGUAACCGACUUCAGUGAGAAAAUGCUCACCUCUGGUAGAGAAAUGAGCGUUCAAUUCUCUGGUGGACGUUCCUGCUGUCAGCAUGCCGAUUGCACGCUCCAUUAAAAUUUGAGACAUCUGUGGCAUUGUGUUGUGACACAUCUGCACAUUGUAAAGUGGCAUUUUCUAUUCCCCAGCACAAGGUGCACCUGUGUAAUGAUCAUGCUGUUUAAUCCGCUUAUUGAUACACCUGUCAGGUGGCAGGAAUGUUGUGGAUAUUUGAAUUAAAAGGGAAUUUUUCAACCUCA